AUGGCGGAUGAUGAUGUAUUAUGGAGAAGUGCGGAAGGUAAGGACUUUAUUUCAAAGCUAAGGGUAAAAUGGGCCAUGAAACCUGGAAUGCGCGCCGAAGAUCAACAGACACAGAGUGAUAAGGAGAUGUGGAAACAAAUGGAAGAAUUGAAACAAGAGAUUGCGAAGAAUAUGAAAGGGGACAAGCAUGAGGAGGAAGGCAUAGCAGAAACAUUGUGCAGUACGUAUGGAACUGGAAAUGAACCAGUAAGUGAAGAGGACAAAGCUAGGUGUGGACUACUUGCACGACUAAUGUUCUACAUGGAAGGGUUAAACAGUAAGGGUACAGAAGUGGAUACAGAUGUAAUUGACAAUGACACGAGACAAUUACAAGAGGGAAUGAAAUGUAUAAUAGGGGGCGUAUAUAUACAGAAAAUAAUGGACUUAGCAUGCUGGGGCAAUGAUAUUCGAGAACAUGCACUGAAGGCCGUGGACGGAUAUAUGACUAUGAUGCCACAAAGAAGACGCAGAAGUAGGCAGUGUGUGAAUUGGACAUUUGGCGAUACAUGUGUAGGGGGUUUUCCCCUUGAGUCGAAAAUUACGCAAUGGAUGUUGGACGAUAGUAGUGUUACGCACAGCGUGCAGGACGCCGCACGCGAUUUGUCGUGUGAAGUGCAGGACUGGACACAGAGGAAACAGGCCAUGGAACAGCGCGCACGCCAGGGCAUACACGCUACUGCGUGUGCAGGACGUCCAGGCCAAGCACAGUUCACUGGUACACCAGCACAGGGAUCUUCCACCACACCACCAGCACCUAAAGCGCCCGCGGUGAGACCAGCCGCCUCUGCAACACCAGCACCGGCGACGCCGGUCAACGGUAAGCAGGCUACUGCUGCCAAACCAGUAGCGGCGAAACCGGUGCCGAAGAAGCCGCCCGAGCUACAGGAUUGUCAAGGAGACAGAUUAUUGGAAUGGAGACAUCCUGAAAAAUACGUGGCACAUCAGUAUACUGCUGAUGCAUGGAACAGGGUGAAGAAGGUGUUGGAUGAUUUUAAGAAAUAUAUGGACAAGGGAAGAGAGCUCAUGAAUGACUAUGGUGCCAACUGUUAUAAUGUAGGAUGGGAUGAUUUAAAGGAAGAUGGGAAUUAUUUCAAGGGCCAAACAGUAGCAGAUGUCGUCAGGUGCAGACUUAUGAGUACUGCGCUAUUCUUUGCGAACCAGCAGGGUACGGAACAAGGACCCGAUAAAGACAUGAAUCAACGGCUGCGGUGUGAAAUAGCCAAUACAUUUGGGCAUAUGCUCAAAAAAAUGUACUGCUCGCAGCAGGGAACCUGGGCCAGAGGUAUAGAGUAUGCUGGAAUAACAUUCAAGAGCAUGCAGAGCCCAGGAAAAGAUGGACACGGAGGCGUGACUGGUCCCGUUGUGGAGGGAAAGUGCACCAUGUGCGGGUAUAAAGGUUAUGAGCACACUGUGCAAGCAGUAGACUUGGACAUAGCUCACUGGUUACGGGGGCAGGGAAAAAUACUCCAUGGAAUACAGCACAUAGAUGGGUCUGUGCCCUGUGAUACGAAAUGGGAGGAUUAUACAAAAGGCAAGACGAAGCCGAGUAACCCGGACAAGGUGGACGAAACGAAGAUCACUGAAAUAAAGGACACGGAGAAGAAGAUAGUGGACGAGGCAAAAAGGGUAAUUGAGAAGGCCAAGGUCGCAGUAGAACAGGAAAUUGAAAAACAGAAAGCAGGCAAGGCACCUGAACCAACACCUGAGUCCACAAAACCACAGGCUGAACCGGUACCACCAGCAUCAGAAGAAAAUGCAACAGAAAAAGGGAACGAUUCGACAAGUGCAAAAACAGCGAAAGCAGAUAACGGAGCAGCACCAGCACCAGGGGAUGUGGGAAGGUCAGAAACAUCAGCUGGGGAUGAUACAGUAUCACCAUCACCCCCUGCAGCAGGACAAGGCGGAACAGACCCAGGAGGCACAGAAACCAGUAUCACACAGACACCGUCGCAACCUGGACCACCAGGAGCAGAAGCAGCACCCUCCGGUACGGACAGAGAAAACAGUGACAGUAGUUGUUCCAAUGGUGGAGGUGCGGGUGAACGCAUUGUAAUUUCCUGUGGGAGCGCACAAGGACCUGGUUUGGACCCUCCCGCGGACCUGGCAGGCUUAAUUUCUGGAUCGUUGGAAGAUAAUAGUACUAGUGAGGGCGCAGGCGGAGGUCAACAACUUCCCCAAGAGGUGAACCACGGUACUGGAACUACACAGAUCACGACACGUAACGGUCAGGAGGAUUCACCGCCGGCACCAUCCAGCAUACCAACAACAACAGGAAAUGACGGAAACGCGGGUACACAAGGUGUACCAGGUCCAUCUGGUCAGGAAGGAGGACGGGGUGAACCAAGUACACCGGUUGAGGAUGGCGGAAGCGAUGACCCCCCUCCUCUCAAUCCGCCCAAACCAAAACCGAACCCGAACCCAAAUCAAUCGGGGUCGAGCGGUAGCGGCGGCACCGGCGGCAAAAACGGUGAACCGUCCUCAGGAGGUACUGAACAGAGUGCAGCAGGUGGUAGUGCUCAACCAGAUGGUGGUGGAGGGGGAGGAAGUGCAAGUUCCUCAUCCUCUGCUUCAGAACCAGCCAGUCCAGGUUCUACUGGUGAACACACCCCAGGUUCUUCAGGACCUGGCUCCACGGGCACUUCGCAACCAGGUACCACAGGUACUGGCUCCAGUGGGGGUCCACAGGGAGCUCGUUCCCCUCCUUCCGGUGCCCAGACUCCAGAAACCAAAGACCAACCUCUUCCUACCCUCCCUCCGUCGAAACCCUUCGACCCCAAGGAUGUCAAGCCGUACACCCCCGCGAUCAUUCCCGCGGUGGUUGGUAUUGGGCUCAUUGCCUUUUUCCUCUGGAAGUACUUUGCGUACCGCGCUACACGACGACGAACGUAUCGAACUAUACGUGACGUGCCGUCACCGCCACUCGACGAAGACAUAUUGCAACAUCUACAACGAGGCGAACUGCCGCCACCCGAUUACGGCUACACCAUGAUUCGGGAUAGGCAGCCCGGCAGAUUGCCCGCCGACCGACGACGACGUCAACCACGCGUGAAUCGCCGCACGAUCAUCGAACUACAUCUAGAAGUGCUCAACGAAUGUGACGCGGCCGAAUGGGAAAGCGUCAAAGAGCACUAUUGGAAGAUUGUGGUAGAGCAGUUUGCGCAGGAUUUGCUGCGGGAAGAAGACAGGAAUAACCAUAUCUUGGGUGUUUCUACCACAAACCAGGAUUUAUCAGGGACCCAUGUUUCUUCCACUGACUCGGCAGGAAUAGAUCCAUGUCCACCUAACGAAGAUAACACAUGGAGUUGUAUGGAAACCAUGCAGUUAGCAACGGGCCCUUGUCCACCACAUGACCCAGAUCUAUGGAGCUGCAUGGAAACAAUACACUUAGCAACGGUCCCAUGUCCACCUAACGAAGAUGACCCCGAUCCAUGGAGUUGUAUGCAAAACAUACAGUUCCACACGGACGCUUCUGCAUCUAACGAAGAGCGCCCCGAUCCUUGGAGUUGUAUGGAAACUAUACAGUUAGCAACGGACCCUUGUGCACCGACUGCACACGACCCCGAUCCAUGGAGUUGUAUGGAAACUAUACAAUUACAAACGCACCCUUGUGCACCGCAUGAAGACGACCCCGAUCCAUGGCGUUGUAUGGAAACCAUGCAGUUAGCCACGGGCCUUUGUCCACCACAUGACUCCGAUCCAUGGCGUUGUAUGCAAAACAUACAGUUCCACACGGACGCUUCUGCAUCUAACGAAGAGGACCGAUGCAAUUGUAUGGAAAAUAUCGCCUUAGAUGCAGAACAGAAUGCUCAUUCCAACCACAGGCACGCGACGUCGUACUGCACCCAAUGGAUUAACUGGAUUGACCGCAACAAGCAUCUAUUGCAGGCGUGCACGACGCAGCCGUGGUUUUUGCAAUUGAAAUCGGAAUGGACACAAUACCUGCGUGAUCACAUGGCGGCCAACGAAGACAACGGGCACAGUGUACUCGGUGAUGCGGCAACCCUGCAGAUGAAGACACUGCGGUUGUGGAAAGAAUGGGUUGCAAAGCAACAUGCGCUUAUGCAUAUAUAUGGUGAGGAGGAGUGGUUCAAACAUUUGUUGAAUAAUGUUGAGGAGGAGAUAGUACCUGAAAAAGGCGAAGUACCUAGAGUGGAAAACGACUUAGACGUGGACAGAGUAAUGGGAACCGCAGAUAUGCUAAGAGUGAGAGAUGUACCACGGAAGCAACUGCAUCCGCAACCUUACAUGCAAAAACCGUUAACCGCCCUCAAAUUGUGCAUGCUACUCCUCGCAUCCGUAAUCGAAGAGUGCGAAAUCGAGAGUAGUAUGCUGGAUAGGGAGUUAUAUGUAGAUGACCUCUUGCACAAGCUCUGCAAUUAA
Plasmodium fragile is the source of this 4419-nucleotide messenger RNA. RefSeq lists its product as uncharacterized. The record is from RefSeq and is a predicted model, not a curated record. The transcript is spliced from 8 exons. Bases 1 to 4419 code for a protein of 1472 amino acids. NCBI's taxonomy places the organism in Eukaryota, Apicomplexa, Aconoidasida, Haemosporida, Plasmodiidae.